UAACCGAUUGAGAACCGAUUGCGAUAAAAAACCAAAACAAAAAUUAUUUCUCGUGAUGAAAAUGGAUCCAAGUGUUGAUAAUGCUUUAAUUAAAAAGGAAACUUUGUAUGCUGGAACAAAAUAUGUCAGCCUCACACCAGGAACAAAAAUCAAGUUUCAUUUUGAAACAAAACGUGCAGAUAAUCUUAAAGUUGUUGACGAUUCACGGAAAAUCAAUAAACCAAUGGAGUUGGUGUUAGGAAAGAAAUUUAAACUAGAAGUAUGGGAAGUGAUUGUCCAGAAGAUGUCAUUAAAUGAAGUUGCUAAAUUUACAGUCGAUAAAUCGCUUGUGCAACAAUAUCCUUUUGUAUCAAAAACUAUCAGAGAUGCUUAUAAGAAACCUGAAGAGCGUAAACAUUGUUGUGGAAUGACAUUGCAGAAUGAAGGCAUUGGAUAUCAUGAUUUAGAUGAACUUUUCCACAGUCCUUGUGAUCUCAUCUUUACCAUUGAAGUUUUAUCAAUUGAACUACCUGAAGAGUACGAGAAAGAGACUUGGCAGUUGAAUGAAGAUGAAAAAUUGAAAUCGAUUGAAGAUUAUCGCAUACGAGGUAAUCAGAAAUUCAAGGAAAGUAAAUUAAAAGAAGCUGAAGAAUUAUAUUCGUUGGCACUUGGAGUUUUAGAACAAUUAAUGUUGAAAGAGAAACCCAAAGAUGAAGAAUGGCUUGCUUUAGCCAAGAUUAAAGUUCCAUUGCUUCUAAACUUUGCACAAUGUAAGUUACUUGAGAAAGAUUUUUAUCGUGUUAUUGAAUGUUGCACGGAGGUUUUGACUUACGAGCCUGACAACUUGAAAGCACUUUAUCGUCGUGGAAAGGGUCACAUUGGUGCAUGGAAUCCUAAUCAAGCACAAGAAGAUUUGAAUCGUUGCAUAUCAUUAGAUCCUUCGUUAAAGUCAGCAAUCACAAAAGAAAUAAAUUCUCUUAAAGAGAAAAUUAAAUCAUUUGAAGACAAAGACAAGUCAAACUUUCAAAAGCUUUUCUGAAGUGAGUUUUAUAAAUGUAAAAAGUAUUUUUAAUCAAAAUAAAUUUAUUUAUUUAUGUAUGAA
Messenger RNA from Clunio marinus, 1081 nucleotides. NCBI's taxonomy places the organism in Eukaryota, Metazoa, Arthropoda, Insecta, Diptera, Chironomidae. The record is from the annotation of a GenBank genome assembly.